GUCACGCGGUGGUGUCGCGGCGGUAUCCGUUGGUUUCAGGAGUGACGACAUGUGGAGGACACGCUGACGUUCCUCCGAGCGGCCGUUUAACGAAGCAAAAACCCGCAGAAACCCUCCGUGUUCGGUGACAUUAGAGCUCCGGGCUGCUGUUCGGACGGAAGAAGCUUCGUCUCAGUUCGGAACCGAAUCGGAAAUCAGCGUAACAAGGUAAGGAAAGAUGUCGUACUACUCGUCCCGAAGUUCGUCCCGAGCCACAGACUGUAAAGUUUAUGUCGGCGACCUCGGUAACGGCGCCGCUAAGGGGGAGCUGGAGCGAGCGUUCAGUUACUACGGCCCGCUGAGGAGCGUCUGGGUGGCCAGAAACCCUCCGGGGUUCGCCUUCGUGGAGUUUGAGGAUCCCAGAGAUGCAGAAGAUGCUGUCAAAGGCAUGGAUGGAAAGGUGCUCUGUGGGUCCCGUGUCCGGGUAGAGAUGUCCACAGGUCUGUCCAGGAAGGGUCGAGGGCGUCCGAGCCGUCGCCAGUUCGACCCCAACGAUCGCUGCUACCAGUGUGGAGACCGAGGCCACUACGCCUACGACUGCUACCGCUUCAGCAAGAGAGGCCGACGCAGCAGGUCUCGCUCUCGUUCACGGUCUCGCUCCAGGUCCAGGUCUCGCGGUCGUCGCUACCGUUCUCGCUCUCGCAGUCGAAGCCACAGCAGGAGCCGCCGUCGAUCUCCGUCCUAUUCCAGACGCAGGAGCAGGUCUGGAUCUCAGGCUCGCUCCAAGUCCAGGACUCCAGCCAGAAGUCGCUCCAGGUCUCGGUCUCGGUCCGGUUCUGCCCCCAGAGGACGUUCUGCCUCCAGAUCCCGCUCACGAUCUCAGUCCGCCAACCACAAGCGGAACAGCGUGUGGUGGGAGCUGAGCACUGCACUGACACCGCAGCUGAUCCCAGGCCCAGGGUCUGCCAGCUGGCGGUGCGUACGUCCUGCGGGAGGGUGACUAAGCGCUGACCUGAGAUCAGCCUUCGCCUGCAUCUGGUGUUAGACAGCGAGAAAGAGGUCGACCUACCGACCGAACCCUCCCUCACAGUGAAUGGGCGACUGUCUGUUCGACCGACGCACACGCUCAGACGAGAUCAGCCCGCGCACAUUCAGUCGUUCGACUAGAGUCACCCACCCAGCCAGCCAGCCUUCAGAUGUACCAGAGGGCUGACCCGCACAGAUCACACCUUUUUAAACCCAUUACCUACCUACCAGACCCCCCUACCUACCAGAGUUCUUCGGCCUCUGUCUUAGCUUCUGAAAGUGAGAGAAAGAGCUGACGAGAGAUCAGUCUUCAAGAGCCUCCCAGCGCAGUGUCUCUCCAAGUUGUAGUCAUCCGUCCUUCAGUCCUUUCAUCCUUCGCUUCUCUGUAC
Molecule: messenger RNA, 1394 nt
Organism: Amphiprion ocellaris (clown anemonefish)
Lineage: Eukaryota; Metazoa; Chordata; Actinopteri; Pomacentridae
Gene: srsf7a
Product: serine and arginine rich splicing factor 7a
Exons: 8
Coding region: 218-979 (253 amino acids)
Biological process (GO): mRNA splicing, via spliceosome
Cellular component (GO): nuclear speck
Molecular function (GO): RNA binding; zinc ion binding
Source: RefSeq, a predicted model, not a curated record